Molecule: messenger RNA, 1626 nt
Organism: Spodoptera littoralis (African cotton leafworm)
Lineage: Eukaryota; Metazoa; Arthropoda; Insecta; Lepidoptera; Noctuidae
Source: the annotation of a GenBank genome assembly
AUGACAACAAGAUUGAGAACAAAACAGGGUGUCCUAGUUGGUGCAAGAAGAAAAACUACUAAUGACUUCGAAUAUGAUGAUUUUCUCAACAUCCCCUACGCUAAGCCUCCUGUUGGGGAACUACGAUUUAAGAAUCCUCAACCACCAGAACCGUGGCUGGGAGAUCGAGAUGCUACAGUUUACAACGAAUCCAAUCUCUGCAUACAGUACGACAUUUUCAAACAAAAAAAUCGUGGCAGUGAGGAUUGUCUGUAUGUGAACGUCUCCACACCGAAGGUGCCUGCAGCUGGACUGUUAGCCUUACUUCCAGUAAUGGUGUUCAUUCAUGGUGGAGGUUUCGUGUUUGGAAAUGGACUUGCGAAAUUCGAAAAUGGGCCAGAUUACCUAAUCGAGCAUAAUGUCGUAGUCGUUACUAUGAACUACAGACUUAGCGCCUAUGGGUUUCUAUCUCUUGAUAUACCUGAAGCCUCCGGAAACAUGGGGCUUAAAGAUCAAGUCAUGGCAUUAAGAUGGGUUCAAGAAAACAUUGAGCAUUUUGGAGGUAACAAGAAUGACGUCACAAUUUUCGGCAUCAGCGCUGGUGCGGCCUCCGUCGAAUUUCUCAUGAUUUCUCCUUUAACGAGAGGUCUAUUCCACAAAGCUAUCCUGCAAUCUGGAUCAGCUCUGAAUCCCUGGGCAUUGGACAGUCCAGAAAACAUAAGAAAUCACACUUUAAAACUGGCGCAAGAACUGCACUAUCAAGGACCCUUGAAAGACUACCGGGCUAUACAUGAUCAUUUGAUGAAUGUUCCUGCUGAAUAUAUUAAAUUAGCAGCUAACAAAGCCACUAACCCUUCACAAGUAAAAGGAGUUUAUUUUGGAUUUGGACCAACAAUUGAAAAAGAUUUUGGAAACGGUGAAGCAUUUUUAACAGAAAACCCAUAUGAACUAUUGAAAUCUGGAAAGUUCACUAAAGUACCUGUAAUGAGAGGGUUUACUGAUUCUGAAGGAUUCAUUGAAGCUGGUACUAAGCCACAAGAUGUAAAAGAAGUGACCACGUUUAAGAAUUAUAUGGAUUUUUGGAGAUAUCCUUUAAGUACAAGCGAUGCGACAUACUAUAAUGAAAAAUUACGACAAGCUUACGAUAGUUACACAGGGAACGACAUCGAAAGACCAGCUAUCGACUUCUUUGGAGAAUUUGACUUCGUUAGUGGUGUAAUUGCGAGUUCGAAGCUAUUAGUGAAGCAUGGUGUGCCAGUCUACUUAUACGAGUUCACUUAUGAUGGUAGCCUCAAUUUGCUCAAAGCUUUGAACGGAGUAAAUAAGACUGGAGCUGCACAUGGUGAUGAUACAGCUUACACGAUACAAAUUGAGCCUGUCCCGAUUCUAACACAGGAUGAUGUUAUUGUUAGAAACAGAAUUUCUAAGUUGUGGACUAACUUUGCUAAAACUGCGAAUCCCACUCCGACAACAAGUCCCCUGCUGCCACUGCUCUGGCCGCCAUACAGCAGCAGCGAACAGUUCUACAUGGUGAUAGACAAAGAUAUGUCCAUCAGAGCCAAAUACGCUGACGAAAGGAUGCAAAUAUUUGAAGAAAUCUUAGACAAAUACCAUCGAUUGACGGAUCAAACUGAGAUUAAAUUCUAA